Molecule: messenger RNA, 1172 nt
Organism: Nilaparvata lugens (brown planthopper)
Lineage: Eukaryota; Metazoa; Arthropoda; Insecta; Hemiptera; Delphacidae
Exons: 8
Coding region: 1-1059 (352 amino acids)
Source: RefSeq, a predicted model, not a curated record
AUGGAAAAUCCAGGAAUGACCGGAGCGGGAGCUCUACUUGGUCACGGCGGCCGAAUAGCAAACGAAAUGGGCCAACGUGAGAAGAUGCUCAAUCAUGUUGAAACCACAAAGCACAAGCACAUUCGACAACUGAGUACUGAAGAACAGCAGGUAUCAAUACCAUGUAUCUCCAAUACCAUUGAAAUUCGAGAUGAAUGGCAUGGAGCGAGCGGACUGCGACUGACAGAGGUGCGCAUCGCCCACCACACGGUGCGAGGCAACGCGACUGUGCUCGAGUGUGAGUUCGACCUCCAGGGCGAGACACUCUACUCGGUCAAGUGGUACAAGGAUGGCAACGAGUUCUACCGCUACGUCCCCAGGGACAAUCCGCCCGCUCAGGUCUUCCCGCUGCCAGGCGUGCAUGUCGAUGUUGACAAAUCGAACGAGAGUCGAGUGACUCUGCGGAAGCUAUCACUGGCCAGUACUGGCCGCUACAGAUGCGAAGUGUCGGCUGAGGCUCCCUCCUUCCAGACUGUUUCCGAUCACGGCGACAUGGUUACUGUCGCUCUGCCAGAGGAAGGUCCUCGUAUCACCGGAGGGAGACCCAGGUACCAGGUGGGGGACACGGUUCGCCUCAACUGCACCUCAGGAAGGUCCAAGCCGGCCGCUCAUCUCACCUGGUUCAUCAAUGGCGAUCAGGUCAAGGUGAACAGCUCGUACCUGCGAGGUCCGUACAUGCACUACUCGGGCAGAGAGGGGCUGGAGACGACGACACUGGGCCUGGAGUUCAGGGUGGACACGCGGCACUUCCACCGCGGCGACAUGAAGCUCAAGUGCCUGGCCACCAUUGCCACCGUCUACUGGAACUCCAACGAGGAGAGUGUGGAGGGCGAUCGCCAGCAGAAGCCGCCUGCACUCGAGGUCAAGGACACGCAGCAGGGCAGUUCCAAAGCAUUCCGCGUUCAAGCAGUUGCAACGGGCACCUUCACAGAGACAAGUUUCCGCAGUGCUUGCAACCUGCUCACCUUCCUAUUGCUGCACCUCUACGUCAUCCCGUGUGUGUCGUCGGCUGCGAGGUAGCAGUGAACGCAUCCCCUGCGCCUCACCUGUCAACUAUCAAAGACUUUCGGACAUAUCACGCAUCUUCCUCUUGUCGUCAACAAAAAAUGAGUGUGAAAGUUGAAUAAUUGUAA